AUGUCACUCAACAUAUCGCUAUACACAGUCACAGCGGCUUUAAUAUUGGGCAGUGAAGGCCAGAGGCUAUUUGCUAAAUACUACCGUCCCAACGAUCCCUCCCAGUCAUACAAAACUGCCAACGAACAAGCAGCGUUCGAGAAGGCCCUUUACAACAAAAUCAACAAACAGCACCAAGAUGUGGUGUUGUAUGAUAAUCAUCUCAUUACCUACAAGCAAAGCAACGAUGUGAUCGUAGUUCUUGUUGGUGCUUUAAACGAGAACGAGUCGAUGCUUUAUUCGUUAACAAAUAAUAUCCACGAGGCGUUGCUGAUUUUUUUGGACAACUCCUUAGACAAAACCACUGUGUUGCUGAAAUAUGAUAUGGUGUGCUUGUGCUUCGAUGAGGCCAUUGACGAUGGUAUCAUCUUGGAGAUCGACCCUGCCAUCAUUGUGAGUAGGGUGACCAAACCACCCACUAGCGACUACAACGUGCCUGUCAACAUUGACAAAGGUGUAUUCAAUGCAUUAUCCUUUGCGUCAAAGAAGAUCCAGGAGAGGUUGCAGCAGGGUUUGUAA
Candidozyma auris is the source of this 558-nucleotide messenger RNA. RefSeq names its product coatomer subunit zeta. The coding region runs from base 1 to 558 and encodes 185 amino acids. Gene Ontology annotation, biological process: intracellular protein transport; retrograde vesicle-mediated transport, Golgi to endoplasmic reticulum; intra-Golgi vesicle-mediated transport. Lineage: Eukaryota; Fungi; Ascomycota; Pichiomycetes; Serinales; Metschnikowiaceae. The transcript has a single exon. Gene Ontology annotation, cellular component: COPI vesicle coat. The record is from RefSeq and is a predicted model, not a curated record.